Messenger RNA from Eurypyga helias (sunbittern), 923 nucleotides. It is a transcript of the gene PARK7, whose product is annotated as parkinson protein 7. Gene Ontology annotation, biological process: guanine deglycation, glyoxal removal; protein deglycation, glyoxal removal. Gene Ontology annotation, cellular component: nucleus; cytosol. Bases 51 to 614 code for a protein of 187 amino acids. Gene Ontology annotation, molecular function: protein deglycase activity. Lineage: Eukaryota; Metazoa; Chordata; Aves; Eurypygiformes; Eurypygidae. The record is from RefSeq and is a predicted model, not a curated record. The transcript has 6 exons.
CCCCUUCAGCCCUUCACAACCGUCUCACGUGACAGCAACCCCUCCGAGCCAUGGCCUCGAAAAGAGCACUGGUGAUUCUAGCAAAAGGGGCAGAGGAGAUGGAAACUGUGAUCCCCACUGACGUGAUGAGAAGAGCUGGGAUCAAAGUGACUGUUGCAGGCCUAGCGGGAAAAGAACCAGUGCAGUGCAGUCGAGAUGUCUUCAUUUGUCCUGAUGCCAGUCUUGAAGAUGCCAGAAAAGAGGGGCCCUACGACGUCGUGGUCCUGCCUGGGGGGAACCUGGGAGCUCAAAACUUGUCAGAGUCUCCUGCUGUGAAGGACAUUUUGAAGGACCAGGAAAGCAGAAAAGGCCUGAUUGCUGCUAUAUGUGCAGGUCCUACUGCCCUCCUGGCACACGGGGUGGGGUUUGGAAGAAAAGUCACCACACAUCCGUUGGCCAAAGAUAAAAUGAUGACUGGAGCGCACUACAGCUACUCCGAGAGCCGCGUGGAGAAAGAUGGGAACAUCCUCACCAGCCGCGGCCCUGGUACCAGCUUUGAGUUUGGGUUGGCCAUUGUUGAAACGCUGAUGGGGAAGGAAGUGGCCGAACAGGUGAAGGCACCCCUGAUCCUGUAAGAGUAAAAUCCUGGUGUGGGACAGGGAUUUGGGAGGAUUUUGGAUGGAGAGUCUCAUCCUUUGUAGAAUAAGUGUGAGAUGCACUGUUGUAGAUACAAUUUAAUUGUGGGUGAAAUUAGCAACUUGCACCUACCUAAACUGGGAUACCUUAACAAACCAGUGGUCUUUAUGUCUGGAAAAAGAUCCUGUUAGCAAAAAGCUUCCUCACGAAAAAACACCCAGCAUCUAAUAAUCUUAGUUAGCUCUUGGAUGGCACUAAAAAAUCACACGGGAAAAUGUUUGCUGAGUAAAUAAAAGUGAAGCAACCCU